Messenger RNA from Vigna radiata var. radiata (mung bean), 3829 nucleotides. Its product is annotated as transportin MOS14. Lineage: Eukaryota; Viridiplantae; Streptophyta; Magnoliopsida; Fabales; Fabaceae. The transcript has 24 exons. The record is from RefSeq and is a predicted model, not a curated record. Gene Ontology annotation, biological process: protein import into nucleus. The coding region runs from base 326 to 3418 and encodes 1030 amino acids. Gene Ontology annotation, cellular component: cytoplasm; nuclear membrane.
GGAGUGGGGGAAUGAGGAAAAGAAUCUAUAAAAUAGAGGAGUUGGCGUAUGGUGGGAUGCAGAGGAGCAUAGCCAAACCCUCAACCGUCUUUCACUGCUCUGUCACUCACUCAUAGCCCGUAGCCGUCCGAUGAGAGGGAAACAACUGUUAACUGAAUCCGUUGCAGUUGUCCAGGCGUCGCAUCCUCAUCAUCACCCUGUUUCUCUUCCAUCUGUUUCUCUUUUUUUUUUCCUAAUUUCCUUUUUCUAAUUUUCUAAAAUCAUUUUCUCUUUCCUUAUUCCCUCAAUUUUCUAAGCAAACUAAAAUUAAAAGGGGAAAGACGUCAUGGAACUGGCAAUGAAGGUGGCAGAGGCGGUCCAUGUGCUCAACCAUGAUACCCAAUCCUGCAAUCGCGUCGCAGCCAAUCAGUGGCUUGUUCAGUUCCAACAGACCCAUGCCGCCUGGGACGUUGCCACUGCCAUCCUCACGGCCGAUCGCCACCUCCCCCUCGCCUCCAAUUUUGAGGUCGAGUUCUUCGCAGCGCAGAUUCUCAAACGCAAGAUUCAAAAUGAAGGUUAUCUACUGCAGUUAGGAGUUAAAGAUGCUUUGUUAAAUGCCCUUCUUCUUGCCGUGAAAAGAUUCAGUACUGGUCCACCUCAGCUUUUGACACAGAUCUGUCUUGCCCUCUCUGCACUUGUACUCCAAGUUGCUGCAUAUGGAAACCCAAUUGAGCAGCUCUUUUACAGUCUGCAGAAUCUGCAAAGCCAAGAUGAUGGCAAUAUUGCUGUCCUUGAGAUGCUCACUGUCCUGCCAGAGGAAGUUGUUGACAACCAGCGUAUUGACUCUAAAAUUAGUUCAUUACACAAAAGCCACUAUACCCAAGAGCUUCUCUCCCAUACACCUAUGGUUCUUGAGUUCUUGCUGCAGCAGUCUGAAAUAAAUUUUGAUGGUUCUGUGCAACAACAUGAAAGAAACAGGAAAAUUCUACGCUGCUUAUUGAGUUGGGUGCGCCAUUGUACUGAUGACUCAUUGGGUUUUUGCAUUUUUUCUGUUAAAGCAGGUUGCUUCUCAGAGAUAUCUCCUGGAACAUUGCCAGCACACCCACUUCUAAAUUUUGUGUUCAACUCAUUGCAGGUUUCAUUAUCAUUUGAUCUAGCCAUUGAAGUUCUUGUUGAACUUGUGACUAAACACGAGGGAGUACCCCAAAUUUUGUUAUGCAGGGUACAAUAUUUAAAGGAAGUACUUCUUUUUCCAGCUCUUACUAGGGGAGACAUGAAAGUAAUUGGUGGCCUCGCUUGCUUGUUGUCAGAAAUUGGACAGGCUGCUCCAUCUCUUAUUGUUGAAGCAAGUGCAGAAGCUCUUGCUCUUACAGACGCCCUCUUGAGCUGCGUGGCAUUUUCAAGUGAAGAUUGGGAGAUUGCAGACUCAACACUUCAGUUUUGGUCUACUCUUGCAGGCUAUAUACUUGGCAUUGAAGAUGGUGCAAAAAGUAGAAAACAUAUGGAAGACAUUUUUUCUCCUGUCUUCUCAACAUUACUUGAUUCACUGUUAUUGCGUUCUCAGGUGGAUGAUUGUACAUACAAUGAUGACGGAAGAGUAGUUGAUUUGCUUGAUGGUCUUAUCCAUUUCAGGAUGAACCUAGUAGAACUUUUGGUGGAUAUAUGCCACCUGUUAGGAUCUACUACGUUUAUGCAAAAGGUGCUUUGGAAACUCUUUAUUGGUGGGUGGGCAUGUCAAAAUCUAUCAAUCCCUUGGAAGGAAGUGGAAAGCAAACUAUUUGCUCUUAAUGCUGUGGCUGAUGUAAUCAUACAGGAUGGCCAAAGUUAUGAUUUCUCUGUAGUUAUGCAGUUGGUGACCAUGUUAUCCAUUAAACCUUCUGAUGGCUUGAAGGGCUUCAUUUGCAUUGUAUACAGAUCCCUGGCAGAUGUUGUUGGUUCAUAUUCCAAGUGGAUAUCUGCUUUUAAGGAAAAUUUUAGAUCCUUGCUAUUAUUUCUUGCUAUUGGGAUUUCAGAACCUCUAUCUUCAAAUGCUUGUGCAUCUGCCUUGCGAAAAGUCUGUGAAGAUGCUUCUGUAGUAAUUUAUGAGCCUUCAAAUUUGGAAAUUUUAAUGUGGAUAGGAGAGGGUUUAGAGAAAUGGAAUUUAUCUUUGGAAGAUGAGGAAGAAGUUAUGCAUGCAAUAAGUCUGGUUCUUGGUUCUGUGUCCAAUCGGGAACUAAAGAACAACUUAUUGGCUAGAUUGCUUUCAUCUAGCUAUGAAGCUAUUGGGAAACUUGUUGAUCCCGAAAUGAGCCUGUCUCUUAAACAGAACCCUGCUUCUUAUACACAAGUUUUAAAUGCUGCCUCUAGAGGGUUGCACAGAAUUGGAACUGUAUUCAGUCAUCUUUCCAUAUCCGUGGCAACUGAACCUGCUACAGAUGACUCAAUACUUUCACUGCUAAGGGUUUUCUGGCCAAUCUUGGAGAAAAUAUUUGGCUCUGAGCAUAUGGAGAAUGGAAAUUUAUCUGUAGCAGCUUGCCGAGCUCUUUCACUAGCUGUUCAAUCUUCAGGUCAACAUUUUGUGACAUUACUGCCCAAGGUGAUGGACUGGCUUUCAACAAAUUUUGUUUUGUUCCAAAGUCAUGAAUGUUAUAUAAGAACUGCUUCCAUUGUCAUUGAAGAAUUUGGUCACCUAGAGGAGUAUGGACCUUUAUUUGUUACUUUGUUUGAAAGAUUUACUCAUGCAGCUUCUGUAAUGGCCCUAACUUCCUCCUACAUAUGUGACCAAGAACCUGACUUAGUGGAGGCCUACACCAAUUUUGCAUCAACAUUUAUCCGAUCCUGUAACAAGGAUGCCCUAUCAGCAUGUGCUUCUCUUCUUGAAGUUUCUAUCCAAAAGGCAGCUAUAUGUUGCACAGCCAUGCACCGUGGUGCCGCGCUUGCUGCAAUGUCAUAUUUAUCUUGUUUUUUAGAUGUGGGCCUUCUCUCUCUGUUAGAAUGUAUGAAUUGUAUUACCGAGGGAUCAUUCAACAUUACAGCCAUUCACGUUAUAUCUCACAGUGGUGAGGGGCUUGUAUCUAAUGUGGUGUAUGCUUUACUUGGUGUGUCUGCUAUGUCUCGGGUUCAUAAGUGCGCAACAAUUUUGCAACAACUAGCAGCAAUUUGCACACUAUCUGAAAGAACAACAUGGAAGGCUAUACUUUGCUGGCAAACACUUCAUGGCUGGCUGCAGUAUGCGGUUCAGGCUCUUCCUGCUGAAUACCUAAACCAUGGAGAAGCAGAGGCCAUAGUGCCACUUUGGUCAAAGGCACUUGCUGAUGCAGCCUCUGAUUAUCUUGAGAGCAAGAACUCUGAUGGAUUAAAGAGCGAUUUCGGACAUAUGCAAGGGAAGGGUGGCAGAGUUCUAAAGCGGCUGGUUCGGGAAUUUGCUGAUGCUCACCGAAAUAUUCCAAAUUUAACUUGAGCACUGGAUGAACAUUUUUGUUUCGUAUAAUGCAUUUCAGCAUGCAGGUUCAAGAGUUGAUGAGGCACCUUUGGUCUUCCCCAAAUGGUAAGGGUACCUGUAUUAUUUGUUGUAAAUUGAUGAGAUAUGUAUAGAUGCGCGUAUGGUCAACUGUGGUGCCCUACCAUCUAAAGUGCCUUAUCAUUUUCCAUUACUAUUUUCUGUAUUUUGUCCACUGUACAGUAUAUGCCCACAAUUUUGGCCCUAAAGAAUCAGGUUAGGAUAGAUGCCCCCUUUUUUCAAAUUGUACAGGAUAUCCAUUAAGGAUCAUCCGCAUAUGGAACUGCAGAUUUUUGAAGGAAAGAAAAUUAAUGACACUUAUAAUCUACAGUCAUUUCAUUGUACUAUGAGGAAAACACUUCUUCAUAAAUA